AUGCGGCCAAAUCUUUUAGCAAGUCGGAGGACCCCAUCUUCGAUUGCAAAACAUAGCGGUCACCUCAACAGAUCCAAAUCCCAUGGGUCACUGCGACGGAGACUUUUUGACCAGCGGCAUAGCCCCAAUACUUCCGCCCGACCUGUUCCAACGCUCCGACAAGCUUUUUUUCCGAACACAAGCUCCCCGUACAUCCCGAUCGUGACCUCCCAACCAAAGCGGAACUUUUCCAACAGCCCUCGCAAAGAAGGCAUAUGGGAUGACGACGAUGAAGUCCCAGAACCAAACCCCGUGAAACAGAUUCCAGGGCGGCCGGCCUUUGUCCGCCCUACCCGACAUCGAGACCUAGGCAGCUUGGUUCGAUCGAGAGUAGACGGGAAAAAUAGAGUUACUCAACGUCUGCGCAUCGAGAAGGAUUUCAAUUCCCUGCCUUCAUAUCAGGAACUUGUUGGGAGUUUUAUCCAAUUGAAGUACAAACAUGUUGAUGACCUUCUUGAUGAAUCCCUCAAGGCCAGCCUAGCCUAUGAAUCCGAAUAUUCAGCUCUCUCGUCAAUAUUUCAAAAUCGAAUCAAUGAUGUGGUCUCACGGAUAACAAAACAGGUUCUCCAUGCCGAAAAGACCACCCAAGAAUGUGUGACUGAAUUGGAGGGUCUGUCAAGCUUUAUCAGCGCGCACAUUGUAAAUGUGGUCUCAGACCACACAAAAAAAGUUCUACAAGCAGAGAGGAUUACUCAAAAGUAUAUCGCUGAAGUGAUACAUCUAUCAUCUUCCAUUCUGGGAUUGGACCGAAUACAGGCUGCUGUCACGAAAGCAGAGAAUACCGGUCGAAUGAUUGAUCAUGACUUCUGCUGCAUUGUUUUUGGAAGAACUCCAGAGUGGGAAAGAAACCUGGAAAUAUCUGGCCAGAUGAUCCAUGGUUGGAAGGAGUCUCUUCGUACGACUCAAAAGACACUCCUACCAGCUCUGGUCGACAUUUCUGAGCUGUCCACCCGUCGGUUGAGAGACACUCUCGAAAAUGAUUACGUACGUCCCCGGAAUACCGCAAGAAGUCGAAUUGAUAGAUUUCUCCAUGAAAGCAAAGUGAUUCAGAAGAACUACAACGAGUUGCAACUGAAACGCCUUAACACACAAAUUUUCCCCAUCAGGGACCUUUGCUUGGAGCUUCAAAAAAGUCCGAACCUUCACCCAACCGAUAAAUGGGUGUUUGGCCAGUACAAAGAAAUCCUUGAGCAAAGUGACCGCGAGCUCCGUAUAUGUGCGCAUUAUCAUCGUGGAUACUGGCUCAGAAGGCAAGAGGCUUUGCGUCCACUUCGACGAAGUGAACUAUGGAAUUUGAAGGAUGUCAUGGCCGCAGCUUCAGAUGCACGUCCCAACAAGGCUACCGACAAGCAAGUCUUACUUGCGCUUGCGCUGGGUGCCCAAAAGGACUCACCGGCAAGUCAGUACUUAGUCAACAAUUCACUCAUGAUAUCCAACAAGAUAUAUCUCGAAUACAAGGAUCUUUGGAUGCCAAAACCCGCACGCAGCCCUGAGCUACAUAUCUACUGGCGACAGCUGGAUGUAAUAGCGCCACUGCUCAUGACUGAUGUUCUCACGUGGGGGCUUCAAAAUGAAGUUUGGUACCUCUACCGCAGUCUCAAGGGUGAUCUUGGGACAUUGUGGACUUGGGUCCCAGAGGAGACUAUGGAGCAUGCUGUUCCAAAAAUAGCCGACUGGUGCAUGGAAUUCCAGAAACAUCGCAGCGAUCUUCGACAAAUGUUCACUGAAUACAGACAUCUAAACUGGCUGCGUCUUCAAUCAGAAACAUUGCUACACUCCAUGGGACAACGUGUCUAUCUUGCUGGAAAGUUUGAAGUCCUCAAUCCGAUGAGCCAGGAUGUCCGUGGCUUCAAGAAAUGGACCGCUCGCAUGGGCCAGCUCACUUCUGACGCUUAUAUCCCCAUAAUGGCCCUCCGGCAGACGCGAACGGAUUGGCAGUUUAUCCACGACAAGAUUAAUCGCAAGACCGGGCGAGCUUAUUCCUUUAUCCCCCACAUUUUAGAACUGGGUUCUUCGACGAAUAAGACCUGGCGUAAGAAGGGACGAGAGGAAUCCGAAUCUCCCAAGGCCAAGGCCGCAUUUAUCAAAUCAUCUCAAAGCCGCCUUUCAAGAUAUAUGAAAGGAAAAUUGUCAGGCCAUUCCGAGUCUUCGCCUGCCAGUCAGGGCAAUCAGGAGCCCGGUCAGGCUGUGAUACCCACGAAAAGUUCCUUGGGAAGGGUAAGGCAGAUAAUGAAGAGGAAAGCUGGACCUCAGCAUGCAGCCGAGUUAGCUACUAACCAAGCCAGUCAAGAAGACAGCCACCUCGGACACAACCUAUCUCUGAAUCCUUCAACAAUAAAAGCCGAGGACCACACAACAGUGGACACGCUUGUAUCUGAACCACUCCCCGCCGAUGUGUCUGCUGGUCAGGACAGUCAGCAGGACAGUCAGCUCAUCUAUAAGCCGUCGCUCACACGCCGGGAGAGAAGAUUGAGCCUCAAAGUGCCUGAGCCCAACCCGUUCCUAGAGCCCAAUCCGUUCCUAGUCAAUGCGCCUGCCCGCCAGACAAACAAGGAGGCCAGACGUGUCAUCUACAAGCCGUCACUCACACGCCGGGAGAGAAAAGCGAGCCUCAAAGCGCCUGAGUCCAACCCGUUCUUAGUAAAUGCGCCUACUAGCCAGACAAGCCAGGAAGGGAGCCAGGUCCUCCCCAAGCCACCGCGAAUACCCUCGAAGAGCAAAGAGGUGGGCCCCAGCUCGGAGCCACACCUUAAUGGCCUCCAUCGAUCAAUUCCCAGAGAAGCCAGCAAUGCAUCCCCAAGCACACGGACACACAACGGACUACGGCCGGCAACCAUGCUGCCGAGGAAAUCAUUCCCUAAACAAGAUUCAAACGGUGGGAGAAAGUAUAGUACGGAUGCAACUUCCCACCAGACACGAUUUCGACAAAGCGAUUCCCUGUCCGACCGGUCAAUUGAAACCGAUAUUUCCUCGGUCCCGGAUACCGCGACCGGACAUGAGGCAGGAUUGAUUGAAGAGGAUGACUCCAGAGAUGAACCAAUCCCAUCUUCGACACCCCAGUUUUGGAGCCAUAGCUCACAGCACAGUCCCGAUGGCCGGAAACUCAUCGUGCAUUAUUGCCGGACCCUUCAAAGCACCGAAGAAGCUGUGCAGCACUUCCUCGGAAGCAAAGUCCUCGGAUUCGACAUGGAAUGGAAGGCUCAAGCGUCCGGCUGGGACAGCAUUCAGAGCAAUGUCUCGGUGAUCCAAAUCGCAAACGAGGAGCGUAUCGCCAUCUUCCAGGUUGCGCUCUUCAAGCCUGCACGUUCUCUGGAGGACUUGGUUUCCCCAUCAUUGAAACGCCUCAUUGAAUCUCCCGAUGUCAUGAAGGUGGGCGUUUCAAUCAAGGCAGACUGCACCCGGCUGCGCAAGUAUCUCGACAUCGAUGCUAAGGCCACCUUCGAGCUCAGCCAUCUGUACAAGUUGAUCAAAUACGGCAAAGACAAUCCCAAAUUGGUGAACAAAAGGGGCGUCAAUCUCAGCGAGCAAAUAAAUGAGCAUUUCGGUCUUCCUCUUGAGAAAAGUGAUGAUGUCCGCUGCAGUGAUUGGACUCGGGCUUUGAGUUAUCGUCAGGUUCAAUAUGCUGCUACGGACCCGUAUGCUUGUGUUCGUCUGUUUCAUACCAUGGACGCGAAAAGACAAGCCAUGAACCCAAUGCCGCCUCGUCCUGCGUUCGCUGAACUCAACCAGCCCAUUGUUCUUCCGCUUGGAGAAGCAGUCAACAGUGAGGAGGACCCAGUGGUCUGA
This is a messenger RNA of Penicillium verrucosum, 3825 nucleotides long. RefSeq names its product 3'-5' exonuclease. Bases 1 to 3825 code for a protein of 1274 amino acids. Gene Ontology annotation, cellular component: cytoplasm; nucleus. Gene Ontology annotation, biological process: nucleobase-containing compound metabolic process. The record is from RefSeq and is a predicted model, not a curated record. Gene Ontology annotation, molecular function: nucleic acid binding; 3'-5' exonuclease activity. Lineage: Eukaryota; Fungi; Ascomycota; Eurotiomycetes; Eurotiales; Aspergillaceae. The transcript is spliced from 3 exons.